AUGAUUGUGCCGAAAAGGAUUCCGCCACAAGUGGUCCAGGAGACGUCCUGGUCCACAGUGGUUAAAAAGGGAAAGAAGGGGAAGAAGACUGCUACUCCGGCAGAAGUCACCGCCUCAGCCACACCGACAGUGUCCAAGGUGCUACAGGUGGUCAAACCUAAGCUGGCAGCACCUCGCACGGCUGCAAUAAUCGUCACAUUGAAGCCGGAGGCGCAGGAAAAGGGCGUGACUUACGCCCACAUCCUGGAGCGGGCCGAGCAAGGCGUUAAGCUCCAGGAUCUAGGGAUCUGCGGUGGACUCAAGGUCAGAAGGUCGGCAACGGGAGCCAGGGUCUUGGAACUCCCGAAGGCACAAACAGAGCAGGCGGAGAAGCUAGCCGUGAAGCUCCGCACUGUGCUGGAUGGAGUGGCCAACGUUGUGCGGCCUGUGAAGCGGGUGGACCUCAAGAUGACGGGUCUCGAUGACUCCGUCACAAAAGAGAAGGUGGUGGCCGCAGUAGCACGCGCAGGGGACUGCUCCCUAGAGGAGGUUAGCUGUAGGGAUAUGCAACGUGGUCCCGGUUAUAUGGGGAUGGUCCGGGUGACGUGCCCCAUUACAGCAGCGAAAAGGCUGUCCGAAGCUGGUCGCUUCCUGGUUGGGUGGAGCUCGGCCAAGGUAACGACAGUUCUCAAAGCGAAUAUGAUGAAGCUCUCUGAUGGCCUGUUCCUAGAAACCUCGCGUUGGCUCGCACAGGAGUAUCCAGAGAUUGAACACAACGACAUGAUUAUCGACAACUGUUGUAUGCAACUUGUUGCUAGGUAA
Molecule: messenger RNA, 801 nt
Organism: Nymphalis io (European peacock)
Lineage: Eukaryota; Metazoa; Arthropoda; Insecta; Lepidoptera; Nymphalidae
Product: probable isocitrate dehydrogenase [NAD] subunit beta, mitochondrial
Exons: 2
Coding region: 1-801 (266 amino acids)
Biological process (GO): isocitrate metabolic process; tricarboxylic acid cycle
Cellular component (GO): mitochondrion
Source: RefSeq, a predicted model, not a curated record